Molecule: messenger RNA, 945 nt
Organism: Echinops telfairi (small Madagascar hedgehog)
Lineage: Eukaryota; Metazoa; Chordata; Mammalia; Afrosoricida; Tenrecidae
Product: olfactory receptor 52E4-like
Exons: 1
Coding region: 7-945 (312 amino acids)
Biological process (GO): G protein-coupled receptor signaling pathway
Cellular component (GO): membrane
Molecular function (GO): olfactory receptor activity; G protein-coupled receptor activity
Source: RefSeq, a predicted model, not a curated record
AACAGAAUGCCCUCUGCAAAUGGUACUGCUUCACAUCCCUCCAUCUUCCUUCUCCUGGGUGUCCCAGGUCUGGAAGCUCUCCACAUCUGGAUUGCCUUCCCAUUCUUUGUUGUUUAUCUCAUAGCGCUGGUGGGUAAUGUCACAAUCCUGUUUGUGAUCAAGAAUGAGCAGAGUCUUCAUCAGCCCAUGUUCUACUUUCUAGCUCUUCUGUCCUUCAUUGAUUUAGGACUCUCCACUUCGACCAUCCCCAAGAUGUUGGCCAUCUUUUGGUUCAAUCUUAGAGAAAUAAGCUUUGAAGGCUGUCUUCUCCAAAUGUUCUUCAUCCACACCUACACUGGUAUGGAAUCUGUUGUGCUCCUGGCCAUGGCAAUUGACCGUUUUGUUGCCAUUUGCUACCCACUGAGAUAUACAACCAUCCUCACCAACAAAGUGGUGGCCAUCAUGGCCUCUGUUGUAGUGGGGAGGCCUGUUCUGCUUGUCAUCCCCUUCUGCCCUCUUCUCAAGAGAUUGCCCUUUUGUGGACAUUAUGUUAUCCCUCAUACCUACUGUGAACACAUGGGGAUUGCUCGCCUUGCCUGUGCUAGCAUAAGAGUCAAUAUGAUUUAUGGCUUAUUUACCAUUGCUGCCCUGAUCUUUGACUUGAUCCUUAUUGCCCUCUCUUAUGUCCAAAUUCUCCAUGCUGUUUUCCGCCUUCCUUCCAGGGAUGCCAGGCUCAAAGCACUUAGCACAUGUGGUUCACAUGUCUGUGUCAUUCUGGCCUUUUAUACACCAGCAUUUUUCUCCUUCAUGACUCACCGGUUUGGUAAAAAUGUCCCUCGCUACAUUCACAUCCUUUUGGCCAAUCUGUAUGUGGUUGUACCUCCUUGCUUAAAUCCGGUUAUCUAUGGAGUUAGGACAAAGCAAAUUCGAGACCGAGUUGUGAGAAUAUUUGUAAAGAAAGAGUGA